CAGACAUCCUGCGACCCGGUAGAGAAUGGCAAGGCGGAGUUUCUGGGGUCACAUAGAACAUGGCGUGGAGGGGAUGUGUAUUGAAAUGGGCUAAAGAGGGCAUAAUUACCUCUGCUACACGGAAUAACAGAUUCAACCUCUACCCUCAACAGCGAUGUGGCUUCCGGAAAACGGCGAAGAAGGUGGAGCCAAAGAAGGGGUCUGUGGAGGAGGCAGGCCAGCCACACACAGAGCAGGCUGAGAGCCUCGUCCAGAGGCGGGCCGAGCUCCCACCCACGCCUCCUGCCCCAAAGAUGCCCCCUCGGGCCUACGGCCAACUGCUCAAGCCUCUGGUGUUUACUGUAGGGUUUACAGGCUGCUCUUUCGGCACGGCAGCAAUAUGGCAGUACGAGUCAUUGAAGUCUCGAGUGCAAAGCUACUUCGACGAGGUGCGUGCUGAUUGGCUGGAGAAGAUCCGGCCGCAGAAGCAGGGCGAUUUCCGCAAGCAGAUAAAUCAAUGGUGGAACGGCUUGAGUGAAGGACAGCGUACUGUUACAGGUAUCAUCGCGUUGAAUGCCAUCGUGUUCUGCUGCUGGAGAGUGCCUGCCUUCCAGCGCUCCAUGGUGACCUACUUCACUUCCAACCCAGCCUCAAAGGCUGUGUGCCUGCCUAUGGUGCUGUCCACCUUCAGUCACUACUCUCUGUUCCACAUGGCCGCCAACAUGUACGUCCUCUGGAGCUUCUCCUCCAGCAUCGUCUCCAUGCUGGGCAAGGAGCAGUUCGUGGCUGUCUACCUGUCUGCAGGGGCCAUUUCCUCGUUUUUUAGCUAUGCGGCUAAGACAGCCAGUGGUCGUCUGGGCCCCUCUCUUGGAGCGUCUGGAGCCAUCAUGACAGUCCUAGCAGCCGUCUGCACUAAGAUGCCCGAAGCCAAACUGGCCAUCAUCUUCCUGCCCAUGUACACCUUCACUGCAGGCAAUGCAUUAAAAGCCAUCGUUGCUAUGGAUGCAGCUGGCCUGGUGCUGGGAUGGAAGCUAUUUGACCAUGCAGCACAUUUGGGAGGAGCUCUUUUUGGAAUCUGGUACGUGUGGUAUGGCCAUGAGCUGAUUUGGAAGAACCGGGAGCCUCUGGUGAAGAUCUGGCACGACUUCCGGACAGGGGGUCCAGGAACAGGGGGAGCAGGGGGAAACGGGUCGCUGUAGAGCCCUGCAUUGUCUACUGGGUUUGGGUCGUUCCCAGGUCAUGAUCCCAGAGGCUUCCAAACGGACAUACACAGUGGAGGCAGAUGAGGGCAGUCCCAUGCAGGAAGAAAAAAACGCAACUCUGAGACCACCUUAUUUUGUGUUGUUGUUGUUGUUGUAGUUGUUGUUGUUGUUGUUACCCACAUGUAAAGGCACUUCCACACACACAGAAACAUGCAUAUGCAGAGGGCUACCACCUCCUGCUUACGUUUCAUGUAAAUAUGUAUCUCAUUGCCCUUUACAAAGAAGCCCUCCAAAUAAGCCCCUGUAUUUACACAUCCAUACGUCAGAGGUAGUGAGAUGGCACACGCUCAGCACUCUUCCAGUUUGUGCGAGGGAGAAUGUUAUGUCAGGAGUCUUUAUAGUCACAAUACACUCCCUCCUUAAGGGGAAUGGGAGGCCAAAAUGGCAACAUUAUAACUGCCCCACUCCCAUGAUCUACUAAGGAGGGGUGCAGGGGAGCGGGGUUGAACUGGAAGCAACUGCCCCUCUAAGCCCAUCCUCUCUGGAAUCAUGCAUGUGGCUCUUCAGUGUUUCACGUUUAACAGGAUGACCAUGCCCUCAUAUCAGCCUCCUCUGAUGAUGGGAAAAAUAACGGACUAACAUGUACAGGAGGUUUUGUAGUUGGUAUCUAAAUGAUUUAUCUUUUUUUUUAAAUAAAUAAAUCUUUAUUUAAACCA
This is a messenger RNA of Clupea harengus (Atlantic herring), 1897 nucleotides long. It is a transcript of the gene parlb, whose product is annotated as presenilin associated, rhomboid-like b. Lineage: Eukaryota; Metazoa; Chordata; Actinopteri; Clupeiformes; Clupeidae. The record is from RefSeq and is a predicted model, not a curated record. Gene Ontology annotation, molecular function: serine-type endopeptidase activity. Gene Ontology annotation, cellular component: membrane.